GAAACGCAAAGGGUAAGCUCCGUUCUGGAUCAACAGCAAUGGUUAUGAUAUCUUUUCUUUUUACGAUAUAAGAAUAUCAUCCAUCUCGUUCGUUUACCAACGUUCUAGAGUUCUUAUUCAAGUAGAACUAGGCUCUUUUUCCACAGUUUCCCUACAUAGUGUAUAUUCGCCGAAGAGUAUAAACGAAACACUGAUAUUCUCCAAAUAAGGUAUAUUCAAUAAGUACAACAUCAAAAAGAAUAUUACUAAGUUGUGAACGGUACAUCAGGACACUAGUUACAACUACCCUGACAACGAAUACCUACAUCUUUAUAUAUGUUUUAGUUAUCAAAAGAACGCUUGUCUUGUUUGAACAAGUUGUACGUUAAGGUGUUUAUUGGUAUGCAGAUCUCUUGAGUAGACUCAUUAGUCUGCAAGAAUACUCACCCGGUUCACACAUCUGUAGCUUGAUGUCCUUUGUUGUUAGUACCAUAUCUCAUUGAGACAUUGCCCAUUAGGGUAUUUAUUGGUGUUUAAGUCUCCUGAGUAAACAUCAUAUUCUUAUUACGCCUGGAGUGUGGAUAGAUAGAUACAUGAAGUCAGCUUCAAUGCACACACUAAGCUUCCCUGUAACAAUAGUGUUCACGCACUUUGCCAUUUUCCGGUAUAUGCCAUCAAUGUCCAUUGCAAACUAAGAACAACUAUACUAUACUCAUUAGCGAACGUGCACCGCGAAAUAUACCUUGCUGUUCAAGCGCCCAAAUAAGAUAUAAAGGCAGUAAAUAUGUUACAAGAAGAUAAAUUAUUCUUUGUUAUAUCCAAACCUAUAUAAAGCAACUCGUAGUCAGUAGCAGUAACUGUUCAGUUUAUAUGGCUACAUCUUAGUAACUAUUCAGUUGGCUGUUACAUUUCGACUUUUUUUCAAUAUACUCUAUUGGCAAAUACUAGGUAUAUGAUUCCUUUGGUUAAUAUUUCUGUGAAGAUAGAUAUUGUGUAUUGUGGAAGAAUUUUUGUUCUACUUGUGCGUUGGACAUAGGGAAAAUGAGCAGGAUGGUACUAACAGUUAGAGAAGUAACUGCAGCUCCUAUAUCACUGAGGAAUAGAGCACGCUAAUAUCAAUGUUAAAGUUUUCUAUUUUUUUAUGCAAACUGUUUUACUAACAAAUUUAUCAAUAUUGAUUGUAAUACUUUUCUUAUCUACUCUCAAUAAGCCAUUCAAUGUAAAAUUAAUGACCUUUGGAAUAGUUUGUUACAUAGCAUGCGGCAAACUAUAGGGUUCCCAGUUCUGAGACCUAUUUUUAAUAAUUGUUGCGAAGAUGAUUACUGUCCCACUAUAUUACUUUGUUAUUUCCGUUUCUGGUCUUGCGGGGUCUUGUAAAAGCGUAGUUUUAUUACGAGAUGAAAUCUUAACAUGAGACAAUUUAAAAGUUUUAGAUUCUUUAACUAAACAACAACAUGACGGAAACCCAAAGUAAAGAAUACAAUAAAAUAAAUCAAAUGAGAAAUUUGGAAAAAAGUGAUAGUGAAUGGCUGAAAGUAUGGAAAAUGAUAGUGAGAACUGAAGACGAUUCUAAGAGCAAGGAAUUUGAAAAUUGGUUAGAGAAUAAAUGGAAUGUUGAUUAUAUAAAGUCCAGCAAGAAUGCUGUAAUAGAACAGCGUUUCAGGCAGAAGUCUCAAUCACUGAAAAAAUUAUUUGGAAUAGUUAAUCAAGAAAUAACAUUUUACCUCUCUGACUCAGAGCCUCUUGUAGAAGCAAUCUGUUAUUGGGGUGUAUCGUUACAAGACUCUAAAAAACAACUGGGUGGUUUCGCCAACAAACUGGGUAUUUUUCAUAUUUAAAUAUGUAGUUUUUGUUAUUCUCUGUUUUUAUUCGUAAAGAGCAUAAAAAAGACAAUAAGAAAAAAAACAUAGCAGCACAUCUUGUUUUUUGAAAAUGAUAACUAGACAGUUAAAUUUUUGCGACGUUUCGUUUCUCUUUCCAGGCAAAGCGGAAAACGGCAUUUCGAUGUUAAGAUCUUUAGAGUCGGCUUUAAAAGCUACCUCAAACCGUGAAUGUUAUGUAUUGGUAUGCAAGAUUGCUACAGGAAAGAGGCGAUACGUUGAAGAUUUAGACGAAUCAAAACAAGAGUUGUCGACGAAGUUUGAUUCGUUGUGUUUGAAAAAAACAGAACAAAAAGACAUCGUAAACUCAUUAGUUUAUGUUUACGAUUUAAAGGAAUCGACUGACGUCAUUCCGUGUGACUGGCCCCGUCAAAUUUUGCCUCUGUAUGUUGUCAAGCUGACUUUGCAAAAUCAGAAUUCUUUAAGCAAUGAUGUAGAGUCUGCUUCUCUUUGGGAGGAUACUUUAAACGAAGUUAGUAAUUUGGGAAUACCUUCUUAUUUUUGGCAAUUAUUGGCUUUUAAAAUUCAGGCUGACCAUCAACAAUUUUCAAGCAAUCUCCCUCGAGAUCCUCGGAUUAGGAGAUUCAUUGAGUCAAAUAAAGAAAAAAACGAAAGUACCAAUUGUCAAGCAGAAAAUAAAGACUUUCAAAACCUAGAUCACGAUCAAGCAAUGAGCAACAGGCAUAUUAAUUAUACAGAUUCAACUAACAAGAUUAUUUCAGAAAUGGAUACACAAGAAAAUAUGAAAGAAAGAGGGUACAGAUCAACUGAUAACGGAAAGAAAUUGUCAACUUCAACGUGGAGAAGUAGAAGGGAUGGUGAUUACAGCAGUCGUAGAGAUGAAAAAACUUAUCAUUCACAAUAUUACUUCGAUAAAAACCGAUUUAAUCAAUUGGGUAAAAGAAGAUCUUACUAUGAAGAUAAGUAUAGAAGAUAUCAUCGUGACAAAUACUCUAGUUCGCCAAGACGUCAUUCUAGUCGAAGCCCCCGUAGCUCAAAAUCCAAGUCAUACAGAAACGAUAUAAGCAGACCAAAGAGAAAAAACGACUGGAAAAGUAAUCAGGUGGACAAACAGAGAAAGCUGUCUGGAAGUCUUUCUCUUAAAAACGAUUGUGAGAAAAAGCCAGAAAUUAGAGACAUCGAAAAAUCAAAUGAAAUUGUAUUAGAAGAUUCGCAUGAAAAUGGAAAUUUAAUGGUUCAACCUAUUCUUGUUCGUCAAAAUGAUACCAUUCAAAUUUUUUAUAAAUAUGUUCUAUUCGGCGAAGGUGAUAAAAAUAAAAAGCUACCCGAACCGGAUGUUUUAAAACCUCAAACAGUUGAGAUUGAUAAUGAUACUACAAUCGAAGCUUUUGACUGGCUUGAUGUAAACAACGUUAGCGGUUUGGGGCAACCGAAAAUACAACCACCUACUCGUUAUUCACACAUAGAAAGUAGUAAAUUUUCCAAUGAUAACAAAGAUGAGAAAGAAGAAUGUGCCGAUAACCAAAAUAAAAUGAAAGUUUUACAAGCUCAGAGAACUUUAGCUCAGGAGUUGUUAGGAAAACGAGAUGAGCUACCUGAAGCUGACUCCGAAAAAAUGUCCGAAAGCAAAUCCAACAAGUCGAACACAAUAGAAAAGUUCAAACAAAGCCUACGUUCGAAAAAUCCAGACAAUCAUUUGUUUGGCUUUCAAGUGAUCAAAAGUCAAGAUACUAAUGACGUAUGCAAUACGUUACAUGAAAAUGCUAAGCCAGUGAAAAAUUUCUUGAAUUCUCAUAAUGGAGAUUGGUUGGGAAAUAGUCAAGAGUCCAGCGAUGAUGAUAGUCCUCGAUUAUCUAUUGAAUUACCCGUUUCUUCAGAUGAAAUAUCCCAAGGUACAUCAAAUGAUUGGGUUGAGUUGAAAGCAAAACAAAAAAAUUAUGAGAAUAAAGAAGAAAACGAGGCAGCUAGAAACGUCUGGAAGAAAUUUCAGGCGACCAAAUUUAAACAGGGAGAGGAAAAUUAUGACAUAACAGAUAUGGAUAUAUCAGAAGAUGAUGAGUCGGCUGAAGAUUUUAUAAAUCGUCAAAAAACUAUAUCUCCACUCAAUUACUGUUCAUAUUUUACAUUGGAAAAAAUUGCCAAGAAGCAAGUUAAUCUUGCUUCUUUGCUUGAAAAGUCGAGGAGUCUAAUAACCUCCCAAAGCAGUGAGUUGAUAUUAGAAAUUUGCAAUCUUGAUAAAAGGAUAGCAUUGCUACAAGAUGAAUUGAAGAAAAUUGAUCCAAUGAAAAUAACUAACAUGUAUUCUAGGCUUAAGGAUGAUGCACUUCUUGAGAGUGAGAGAGAAGCAGUGACCACCUAUGAUUCGACGUUCAUGUUGUACUCUCGUUUUAGAAUUCCUGAGAGUGACAUGAGCAAACUAAUUGAAAUUCGUAGAUAUCUUAGCUUAGCUAUUAGUCAAAAGUCGCAUAAUGUUGAAAAGUUAAGAACUGAGCGAAAAAUCAUACUCGAAAAAUAUUGUGACAAGACCACGAAUGCUAAAAAGAUUAUGGAAAGCAUCAAAGAAACUCUGAUAUAUUAUAUAUCUGUACAAAAAGCAUUGGAUAAAAUGGAGUAUAGCUGUUUCAGAAGUUUUUUCAUUGAUGAUGAUGAAGAUGUAAGUAAAUUCAGGAAAACUAUGGUUUUCCAUCAACUCUACGCCUACGUAAAUUAUCAUGAUGCAUUAAAUGAUUUUUUAAACCCUGAUGAAACGGGAGACAAAGUUUGUUCGGUUAAAAGAGGAAAUCAGGCAACCUUGGAGAAUAUUGUACAAAGCUCUUUAAAAGCAGUAGAAAUGGCACUGGAAGUAAAUAAUCAAGUUCAAUCGCCAAUUCCAACAAUAGUAGGGUCCAAAAUAGUCACAAAAGAAAAAGUUCAUGACAGUCUUAAAGAUGUCAAUUAUUCAAAUAAGAAAAUUGCAAAUUGGAAGAAAAAAUAUAUAAUAAAAGCAAAUGCUGAUAUUACAAGGAGAAAUGAGAAGGAACCAGAAAGCGUUGAGCAAAGGCAAGCCAUUGAAUCACCUCCGACUGACCAACCAAGUAAAAUUGAGCCAACUAUACGUAUCCCUCCUCAAAAGCUAAGCUUUACAAAAAAGCAAAGAGAAUCCCCACCUCCAGACGUGGUACCCGCAAAACGACGAAGACUACCUGGUCCCCCGUCCAUUUGGAACUCUACUGUUCAUUUAGAAGACUCGAAACACUCUAGGGAUUUACAACGAAACGCAACAUUUCAAAACAUAAAAACUAAAGCUGUUGCGCCAAUAGGCGAUUAUAAACGAAAAGACGAGAAACAUCAUACAAACUCGGAGAUUGCAGCACCUAGCCAUCAGGAAUAUAGACGAUAGUAUAGAUUAAAUAUUAUAUAGACUUAUUUUUGUUCAAAAUCGUUUUCCUAUUCAUUGUAAAGUUGUGAAAACUUUAUAUUUGUUAAAUUGUUAAAUUGUAAUAAUUGUAAUACGAAUUUAGAGAUACCACUGGUCUCAUGGUAAAGUAGUAAAACUAAAAAGUAUUUCUUUUUUACUGAUGUAAAAGAUGAUUCAUCAUAUUUUCAAUGAAAUAUGAAAUAUAAAAAAAAUCUUGAGUAACAUAAGUUAUUUACAUCAGUAUAUCCUGCCUACCAUUUAACGUGGAAAUGAGGGAAUGGGAGCAGGUCACUUUUUAAUUUUUUUACUAUUAACAGAAAAUAUCGACGGUAUUAUUUUUUAAUGAUAUAUAGGCG
Dimorphilus gyrociliatus is the source of this 5573-nucleotide messenger RNA. NCBI's taxonomy places the organism in Eukaryota, Metazoa, Annelida, Polychaeta, Dinophilidae. The record is from the annotation of a GenBank genome assembly.